This is a messenger RNA of Lingula anatina, 291 nucleotides long. Its product is annotated as deoxyribodipyrimidine photo-lyase-like. Gene Ontology annotation, molecular function: deoxyribodipyrimidine photo-lyase activity. Gene Ontology annotation, biological process: photoreactive repair. The record is from RefSeq and is a predicted model, not a curated record. NCBI's taxonomy places the organism in Eukaryota, Metazoa, Brachiopoda, Lingulata, Lingulida, Lingulidae.
GGUAAGAUGCAUGGAAUCCUCAGAAUGUACUGGACCAAGAAAAUCCUGGAGUGGACCAGCAGUCCUUAGGAGCCUUUGAAAAUUAGUAUUCAUCUCAAUGGUAGGUAUGAGGUGGACGGAAGAGAUCCUAAUGGAUAUAUAGGUUGUAUGUGGAGCAUAUGUGGUAUUCAUGACCAGGGAUGGGGAGAGAGACCCGUGUUUGGAAAGAUACGCUUUAUGAAUCAUCAUGGAUGCAAAAGGAAAUUUGAUGUCCCAGCUUUUGUUAGAAAAUACGGAGGAAAGAAGCACUAA